This is a messenger RNA of Balaenoptera acutorostrata (minke whale), 6343 nucleotides long. It is a transcript of the gene ABCC1, whose product is annotated as ATP binding cassette subfamily C member 1. Gene Ontology annotation, cellular component: basolateral plasma membrane. NCBI's taxonomy places the organism in Eukaryota, Metazoa, Chordata, Mammalia, Artiodactyla, Balaenopteridae. Gene Ontology annotation, molecular function: ATP hydrolysis activity; glutathione transmembrane transporter activity; ATP binding. Gene Ontology annotation, biological process: glutathione transmembrane transport; xenobiotic transport. The coding region runs from base 123 to 4742 and encodes 1539 amino acids. The record is from RefSeq and is a predicted model, not a curated record. The transcript has 32 exons.
ACCAGGCGGCGUUGCGGCCCCGGCUCUCUCCGCCGUUGCCUCCCGCCCUCGCCGCCGCCGCCGCCGCCGCCAACAGCCGGGCCAGUCUGUCCGACGCUGCUCGCCGUGCCCGAGCCGGCCGCAUGGCGCUCCGCGGCUUCUGCAGCGCCGAUGGCUCAGACCCCUUCUGGGAGUGGAAUGUCACGUGGAACACCAGCAACCCUGACUUCACCAAGUGCUUUCAGAACACUGUCCUCGUGUGGGUGCCUUGCUCUUACCUUUGGGCCUGCUUCCCCUUCUACUUCCUCUAUGCCUCCCGCCAUGACCGGGGCUACAUUCAGAUGACACAUCUCAACAAAGCCAAAACUGCCUUGGGAUUUUUGCUAUGGAUCGUCUGCUGGGCAGACCUCUUCUACUCUUUCUGGGAAAGAAGUUUGGGCAAGCUCCUGGCCCCAGUGUUUCUGGUCAGCCCAACCCUCUUGGGCAUCACCAUGCUGCUUGCUACCUUUUUAAUUCAGAUCGAGAGAAGGAGGGGAGUCCAGUCCUCAGGGAUCAUGCUCACUUUCUGGCUUAUAGCCCUACUGUGUGCCCUGGCCAUCCUGAGAUCCAAAAUCAUGACUGCCUUAAAAGAGGAUGCCCAAGUCGACGUCUUUCGCGAUGUCACUUUCUACAUUUACUUUUCCCUCGUGCUGAUCCAGCUUGUGUUGUCCUGCUUCUCAGACCGCUCACCCCUGUUCUCCGAAACCAUCCACGAUCCCAAUCCUUGCCCAGAAUCCAGCGCCUCCUUCCUUUCCAGGAUCACCUUCUGGUGGAUCACAGGGAUGAUGGUCCAGGGCUACCGCCAGCCCCUGGAGAGCACUGACCUCUGGUCCCUGAAUAAGGAGGACACGUCAGAACAAGUUGUGCCCGUUUUGGUAAAGAACUGGAAGAAGGAAUAUGCAAAGUCCAGAAAACAGCCGGUGAAGAUCGUGUACUCCUCCAAGGAUCCCGCCAAGCCGAAAGGGAGUUCCAAGGUGGAUGUGAACGAGGAGGCUGAGGCUUUGAUUGUCAAGUCUCCCCAGAAGGAUUGGAACCCGUCCCUGUUCAAGGUGUUAUACAAGACCUUUGGGCCCUACUUCCUCAUGAGCUUCUUGUUCAAGGCUGUGCACGACCUGAUGAUGUUUACCGGCCCAGAGAUCUUAAAGUUGCUCAUCAGCUUCGUGAACGACAGGAAGGCCCCAGACUGGCAGGGCUACUUCUACACGGCGCUGCUGUUCGUCAGCGCCUGCCUGCAGACCCUCGUGCUGCACCAGUACUUCCACAUCUGCUUCGUCAGCGGCAUGCGGAUCAAGACCGCCGUCAUCGGGGCUGUGUACCGGAAGGCCCUGGUGAUCACCAAUUCAGCCAGAAAAUCAUCCACCGUCGGGGAGAUCGUCAACCUCAUGUCUGUGGACGCCCAGAGGUUCAUGGACCUGGCCACGUACAUUAACAUGAUCUGGUCAGCCCCUCUGCAAGUCAUCCUUGCCCUCUACCUCCUGUGGCUGAACCUGGGCCCCUCCGUUCUGGCUGGAGUGGCUGUGAUGAUCUUCAUGGUUCCCCUCAAUGCAGUGAUGGCCAUGAAGACCAAGACCUACCAGGUGGCCCACAUGAAGAGCAAAGACAAUCGGAUUAAGCUGAUGAAUGAAAUUCUCAAUGGGAUCAAAGUGCUAAAGCUUUACGCCUGGGAGCUGGCAUUCAAAGACAAGGUACUGGCCAUCAGGCAGGAGGAGCUGAAGGUGCUGAAGAAAUCUGCCUACCUGGCCGCCGUGGGGACCUUCACCUGGGUCUGCACACCUUUCCUGGUGGCCUUGUGUACGUUUGCCGUCUACGUGACCAUCGACAAGAACAACAUCCUGGAUGCCCAGAAGGCCUUCGUGUCCUUGGCCUUGUUCAACAUCCUUCGCUUCCCCCUGAAUAUUCUCCCCAUGGUCAUCAGCAGCAUCGUGCAGGCCAGUGUCUCCCUCAAGCGCCUCAGGAUCUUCCUCUCCCACGAGGAGCUGGAGCCUGACAGCAUCCAGCGAUGGCCCAUCAAAGACGCUGGGGCCACAAACAGCAUCACCGUGAAGAACGCCACGUUCACUUGGGCCAGGAGCGACCCUCCCACGCUGCAUGGCAUCACUUUCUCCAUUCCGGAAGGUUCCCUGGUGGCCGUGGUGGGCCAGGUGGGCUGUGGGAAGUCGUCUCUGCUCUCAGCGCUCUUGGCUGAGAUGGACAAGGUGGAGGGACACGUGGCUAUCAAGGGUUCAGUGGCCUACGUCCCCCAGCAGGCCUGGAUUCAGAAUGUUUCUCUCCGAGAAAACAUCCUUUUUGGACGCCAGCUACAGGAGCGGUAUUAUAAGGCUGUGAUAGAAGCCUGUGCCCUCCUCCCAGACCUGGAAAUCCUGCCCAGUGGGGACCGGACAGAGAUUGGUGAGAAGGGCGUGAACCUGUCUGGCGGCCAGAAGCAACGCGUGAGCCUGGCCCGGGCCGUGUAUUGCAACUCCGACGUCUACCUCUUUGACGAUCCCCUCUCGGCAGUGGACGCCCACGUGGGGAAGCACAUAUUUGAAAACGUGGUUGGCCCCAAGGGGAUGCUGAAGAAUAAGACGCGGAUCCUGGUCACGCACGGCAUCAGCUACCUGCCCCAGGUGGAUGUCAUCAUUGUCAUGAGUGGUGGCAAGAUCUCCGAGAUGGGCUCCUACCAGGAGCUGCUGGCCCGGGACGGGGCCUUUGCCGAGUUCCUGCGCACGUACGCCAGUGCCGAGCAGGAGCAGGGGGAGCCCGACGACGGCACCAAUGUGAUGGAUGAGGAGGAAGGCUUAGCAGGUGUUGGCAGGCCAGGGAAGGAGGUGAAGCAGGUGGAGAACGGCAUGCUGGUGACGGACGCUGCGGGGAAGCAACUGCAGAGACAGCUCAGCAGCUCCUCCUACGGCGGGGACAUCAGCCGGCACCACACCAGCACCGCGGAGCUGCAGAAGCCCGGGCCCGUGGAGGAGGACACCUGGAAGCUGAUGGAGGCAGACAAGGCUCAGACUGGGCAGGUCAAGCUCUCCGUGUACUGGGACUACAUGAAGGCGAUAGGACUUUUCAUCUCCUUUCUGAGCAUCUUCCUUUUCCUGUGUAACCACGUUGCUUCCCUGGCCUCUAACUAUUGGCUUAGUCUCUGGACUGAUGACCCCAUCGUCAAUGGGACCCAGGAGCACACGAAAGUCCGGCUGAGCAUCUAUGGAGCCCUGGGCAUUUCUCAAGGUAUCACAGUGUUCGGCUACUCCAUGGUGGUGUCCGUUGGGGGCAUCUUCGCCUCGCGCCGCCUGCACCUGGACCUGCUGCAUAACGUCCUCAGGUCGCCCAUGAGCUUCUUCGAGCGGACCCCCAGCGGGAACCUGGUGAACCGCUUCUCCAAGGAGCUGGACACGGUGGACUCGAUGAUCCCGCAGGUCAUCAAGAUGUUCAUGGGCUCCCUGUUCAAUGUCAUUGGCGCCUGCAUCAUCAUCCUGCUGGCCACUCCCAUGGUAGCCGCCAUCAUCCCGCCCCUGGGCCUCAUCUACUUCUUUGUCCAGAGGUUCUACGUGGCCUCCUCCCGGCAGCUGAAGCGCCUCGAGUCGGUCAGCCGCUCCCCGGUUUAUUCCCACUUCAACGAGACCUUGCUGGGGGUCAGCGUCAUCCGCGCCUUCGAGGAGCAGGAGCGCUUCAUCCGCCAGAGCGACCUGAAGGUGGACGAGAACCAGAAGGCCUAUUACCCCAGCAUCGUGGCCAACAGGUGGCUGGCUGUGCGGCUGGAGUGUGUGGGCAACUGCAUUGUCCUGUUUGCCGCCCUGUUUGCAGUGAUCUCCCGGCACAGUCUCAGUGCUGGCUUGGUGGGCCUCUCAGUGUCAUACUCACUGCAGGUCACCACUUACUUGAACUGGCUUGUUCGGAUGUCAUCCGAGAUGGAGACCAACAUUGUGGCCGUGGAGAGACUCAAGGAGUAUUCGGAGACUGAUAAGGAGGCUCCCUGGCGCAUCCAGGAGAUGGCACCGCCCAGCAGCUGGCCCCAGGUGGGCCGAGUGGAGUUCCGGGACUACGGCCUGCGUUACCGAGAGGACCUGGACCUGGUUCUCAAGCACAUCAACGUCACCAUCGACGGAGGGGAGAAGGUUGGCAUCGUGGGGCGGACAGGAGCCGGGAAGUCAUCCCUGACCCUGGGCUUGUUUCGGAUCAACGAGUCUGCCGAGGGAGAGAUCAUCAUUGACGAUGUCAACAUUGCCAAGAUCGGCCUGCACGACCUCCGCUUCAAGAUCACCAUCAUCCCCCAGGACCCCGUUUUGUUUUCGGGUUCCCUCCGCAUGAACCUGGACCCAUUCAGCCAGUAUUCGGAUGAAGAGGUCUGGACGUCUCUGGAGCUGGCCCACCUGAAGGGCUUCGUGUCGGCCCUUCCCCAUAAGCUGAACCACGAGUGCGCAGAAGGCGGGGAGAACCUCAGCGUCGGGCAGCGCCAGCUUGUGUGCCUGGCCCGGGCCCUGCUGAGGAAGACGAAGAUCCUUGUGUUGGAUGAGGCCACGGCGGCUGUGGACCUGGAAACGGACGACCUCAUUCAGUCCACCAUCCGGACGCAGUUUGACGACUGUACCGUCCUCACCAUUGCUCACCGGCUCAACACCAUCAUGGACUACACGAGGGUGAUUGUCCUGGACAAAGGGGAGAUCCGGGAGUGUGGUCCCCCCUCCGGCCUCCUGCAACAGAGAGGUCUCUUCUACAGCAUGGCCAAAGACGCUGGCUUGGUGUGAGCCCAGAGCGGGUGCAGCUACUCAGAACUGCAGGGCCGACAUGCCAGCAGCCAGGGAUGAGUCGGCAUCCUUGGGAACCCAAGCCUCGCGUAGACUGAAACCAAAAAAAAAAAAAAGAAAGAAAAAACCAAAACACACAGAAAGCAGCCACCCUCUGGCCCCCUGCCUGGAAUUGGCUGUGAAGAAACAGGAGAGACACAGGGAUGCGGUGCCCCCAAAACACGCACAUCCUUGCCUCUGUUACCCCCACAGACGCACACACGUUCUCACGCCCCUGGGAGGGCACAUGUGCUCUGUGGGGUGGUUUGGGCCGCCAGACUUCCAGAGAAAUCGGUUGCAUAAAACAUGCUAGUGACCAAAUCCAGCCAACUGCCUCAGAUCUCUCCAGCCGAAGUCUGUGGUUUCCAAGCUUUCGAGAAGCUCCCUGGUCCCCGACACCUCUCUGUCCUUGCCUGGCUCUACCCAGAUGCUUGUUUCCCCAAGGCUGCAGUUUGGAGGUGAGGGGCCUGGUGAAGAUCAUUUUCACUCUCAGGCAGUGUCCUGCGGGCCGUGGACGCGCUUCUCACCAGCCAUCUGGUCUUCUGGGUGCUCAGACGUGGGAACCAGUGUCACAGCACUGCCUCCACCGGGACUUGCUUCAUGGGCCAGAGGCCGCAUGUCUCCCAGCGCUUCUCGUUGACGGGACUGGGCUGGCCUCCGGGUGACCUGGCCCUGGAGCUCCAGGCCGGGAGAGUUCUCUCAACGUCGACUUCCCCGCUUGACUGCUCACCUCCUCACCCGCUCCCGUCUUUGCCUUGCCUUCCUUCCUCCCUCUUUCUACCUGUAGCUAGAAUGGGUUUACGCCUCCAGGUGCUGAAAGAGAAGACCUGCUCAUGGUUAUGCAGCGUUCAAAGCCAAGAGCGCUGGUGCCUCCAAGUGUGAGCAGUUGGUACUGAAAAGAGCCCCGUUGAGUCUCCUCCUUGUUCUUAGAUUUCAGUUUCUCACCCGGGGCCUCUGGUUGGCUGUCAGGGGCGGCAGGGUGGAGAACUUGACUUAUGGUUACUGAGUCUCUUCUGGGACAAGAAAAGAACCCAAUCGUGAGUGUCAGUGAUUUUCUUUUUCUUUUUUUUUUUUAAGUACUGCUCUAGGGAGAAAAACAGUCUCAAGACUUUAAUUUCUUGGGAGGAAGUACUGGGCCGAGGAGCGGCAUCCCAGGGAAUGGCCAUGUUGGCUCAGCAUCUGGUGGUUGGUCCCUGUGUUCCUGGAAGGAAACGGGCAAGUGGGGUCCUUUCUUCAAAGCCCUUUAGGUCCCUUGAUUGGAGACCAAAGUGAGACCCAAAAAGCAAAGAGAGGUCACGGCUGCCCCAAGAUUCAUGCUCGCUAUGUGAAUUACGUUGCUGACUUCAAGCCAGAGAAGCAUCUUUCUUCUUUUAGGUGGAAAUACAUAUUUAUUUUUUGUAAGUUAAACCAUUAUUUCACAUUAGAUAAACCAAGUGUUUCUUGGGGAUCUUUUUGUAAUGACUUACACUGGAAACGUGAACAUUUGCAAAUAAUUUGCAGUAAAAAAAAAAAUAUUUUAUUUCUUUCUAAAUGACUGUUCCAUUUUCUUUCUAGCGAAGGUU